Messenger RNA from Bactrocera tryoni, 2833 nucleotides. RefSeq names its product BMP-binding endothelial regulator protein (gene cv-2). NCBI's taxonomy places the organism in Eukaryota, Metazoa, Arthropoda, Insecta, Diptera, Tephritidae. The record is from RefSeq and is a predicted model, not a curated record. Gene Ontology annotation, molecular function: protein binding. The transcript is spliced from 7 exons. The coding region runs from base 185 to 2794 and encodes 869 amino acids.
AUGGAGUUUUCAAAACAGCAACAACAACAAAACUACAACACACUGAAAUGUAAUACCUAGAUGCUCGCCAGUAUUGCUGCAAAACCUGAAACCUUGCUGAAAUAAAUUAAAAGCAAAUCGAAAAAACGAAAAUAAAAACAAAAAAAGCAAGCGAAUAAAACAACAAAAACAAAAGACACUUGCAAUGAACAAGGAAAUGCGAAAGAGGCAAAAGCCGCAACGACGGCAAUAUGCAAUUAAAACAGCAACAAAGCGCACAGCACUCGCACUAACUACAACAACAACAACAACAAAACCAACAGCACCGCCAACCCGUGUGACAGUGAACAACGAAUUCGUGCGCACAAUGGCAAUUGUUGCUGAUAGCGCAGAUAGCGUUGCUGUUGUUGUUGCCAACGACGAGCAGGCUCAAAGUUGCUGCGCCAACAACUGUCGACAACGGCAACAACAAGAGCGGCAACAGCAACUUCGGCCUACACAGUCCGCUGCACUGUCGCCACAGCAGCAACAAUCACAACAACAACAGCGCCAGGGAUAUGAGCAUCAUGUGCAACGCCAUCUGCGGUCAUGGCCGGGACAGCGGUCAAAGUUCAGCGCCUGGUUGCUGACAACUGUGUUCAUCGUGGCCAUUUGCCUGGUGCAGAGCGCGCACACGAAUCUCUUGUUUGGCAAUUUGUUAUCGUGUUCCAAUGAAGGUGAAGUGGUGCAAAUUACGGAACUGAAAAUAACUUCAAAAUGUUAUCAGUGUACCUGCAAGAGAACUUACAAUAUGUUUCUUUCUUUCGCAGGCAAUUUGUUAUCGUGUUCCAAUGAAGGUGAAGUGGUGCAAAUUACGGAACUGAAAAUAACUUCAAAAUGUUAUCAGUGUACCUGCAAGAAUGGAUUUGUAAACUGUGAAAAGGGAAGCUGUCCACCGAUUGACGAUUGCUAUCUAUUGGAUCCAAAACCGCGUGACACAUGUUGUAAAAAGUGCAAAGGUUGCAUAUACCGUGGUAUACCAUACCCAAGUGGCUCUGAGUGGGCUGAUCCCGAAGAUCCGUGUAAGACUUACAAAUGUGUGGCCAGUGUUGUCACCGAAACGACAAUGAAAUGCUUCAAUCAGUGCGACGAUGAACACGUCAUACCGCCAAAACCCGGUGAAUGCUGUCCGACGUGUCAAGGUUGCAAGAUCAACGGACAAACGGUGGCCGAGGGUCAAGAGGUAGUCGGCUCGAUAGACGAUCGUUGUAUGGUAUGUCAGUGUUCGCAAAACGAGCUGACAUGCGCUAAGAAAACAUGUCCCAUACUCCAGUGCCCCAUCUCAAAGCAAACGCAGAAUCCCAACGAAUGCUGUCCACGCUGUACCGAACAACGGGAAUUCAUGCCGGUAUAUGGCAAGUGCAUUUUCAACAACAAGGUCUACUACGACAAGACGCAAUUUAUGCCCGACCGUUGCACCAACUGCACCUGCAGCAACGGCACCUCGAUCUGUCAGCGCAACACCUGCCCCAUACUGGAGUGCUCGCCCGAGUAUCAGGAAAUGGACGGUUGCUGCCCGCGUUGCAUCACCUCCGAGGUGCGUAACGAAUGCAUACACAAGGGUGUGACCUACAUGAAUAAUGAAACAUGGAAUUUAGGACCCUGCCGUUCGUGUCGCUGCAUUGCCGGACAAAUACGUUGCUCAGAGAUGCGUUGUCCGCCGUUGAAAUGUAACUCCAACGAAGUGAAGAAAACAUUGCCGGGUGAGUGUUGUCCGCGCUGCAUAGAGACGCCCGGUACAUGCACCGUCUUCGGCGAUCCACACUUCAAAACGUUCGACGGCAAAUUCUUCAGCUUUCAGGGUUCAUGCAAGUAUCUGCUAACGGCCGACUGUCACGACAAAACAUUCUCCAUACGUUUGACGAACGAUGGACGCGGCACGAAACGUUCGUCUUGGGCGAAAACGGUAACGCUGAAGAUGGGCGGCAUGCGCGUCACUUUGGGUCAGAAAAUGCGCGUCAAAGUGAACGGCAGUCUCGUGAUACUGCCGUAUAGCGGCGCAACGGGCACACCGAUUGUCAACAUCGAACGACUGGGCGAACACAUAAUGCUGCAAACCGAUUUGGGUUUGAAACUCGAAUGGGACGGCAACAAUUUCCUACAAGUGACCGCACCGACCGCCUACAAAAAGAAGCUAUGCGGUCUGUGCGGCAAUUACAAUGGCAUCGGACGUGAUGAUCUCAGCAGCCGUGAUGGCAAUAAUCACACCGAUAAGGAGGUAUGGCGUUUCGCCAACUCCUGGAAAGAAGGCGGACCGAAAGCAUGUUCGCGACGUGUGGAAAAGAUAUCGGCGCGUCCCAAUUGUAAGGAGCGCAAAGCGAACGCCGCCUGUCGGUGGCUGCGCGAAUCUGAAGUAUUCGGUAACUGUGAUAAUAGACUAAAUCCCAAUAACUAUUUUGACGCGUGCAAGAUGGACGUGUGCGAGUGUCCCAAUCGCAUGUGUCAUUGUGACAGUUUCGCGGCCUACGCGCACGAAUGCCGACGCCUCGGUGUCGAAGUGUCGGAAGAGUGGCGCAAGCGCACCAAAUGCCCGGCGGGUAUGUGGCGCCGCAAUGCAACCAAAAUGGCGCUGCUGCAGCAUCAUCAACACAUUGGCGGUGGUGGCGGCGGCGUCAGUAAUGGUGUGCGCAGUGGUGCGCAAGCGCGUCGUCGCAAGCACCACCAACAGCAAAAGCAGCAGACACAACAACAACUGGAACGGCAGCUGCAGCUGCACGUGCCGAAGAGUCUGCUGGCGCACAAGUCGCCGAAUCGAACGCCGCCGCCGUUACAUUGAGUUGCGAGUGGGGCUACCACCUGCGCAUACAUACAUACA